Diabrotica virgifera virgifera (western corn rootworm) is the source of this 1235-nucleotide messenger RNA. RefSeq lists its product as uncharacterized. The record is from RefSeq and is a predicted model, not a curated record. Lineage: Eukaryota; Metazoa; Arthropoda; Insecta; Coleoptera; Chrysomelidae. Bases 233 to 1186 code for a protein of 317 amino acids. Gene Ontology annotation, cellular component: membrane. The transcript has 3 exons.
CUCUGUAACAGGCGCUUAAUAUGUGCUGCAAUUAUCCACCAGUCCACGUAGAUCUAUUUUAUUAUUAGGAUGAUGUAGGAGUCGUAAUCUAAUUCAAGUUAACUAAACAAUCAACCGAAUAAAUUUGUCUUUUCUGUUUUGGUCAAGUUGGAAUGCAAUGUCGUGUGCACUUAUCGGAAAAUUAAGUCAGUGAUUUUCGGCCAAGGUCGGAUUCUACAAAGAGUACUCGGAAAUGGACAUCGAAUGGCCAAAUUCGACAGAAAACGUCACAUACACAACAACACACAACAUAUCGGACCUCGAUGCUGAAGAAUUCGACUACUACAACCAUGUGUCCAUCUUCUACAAGAUAUAUAUCGAAAUCUACACCUUCCUAGCCAUCAUCUGCAUCGUAGCUAACAUUUUAUUAAUUUUCGUGAUUUUAAAAUACAGAAGAUUAAGAUAUGACAAAGAAAAUAUCAUAAUACUUAACUGGUGUGUACUUAAUACGUUUUUCAUGUUGACACAACCACAAACUUUUAGGUUUUCGUUUUACUGGACAGGAUUAUGGAGCCAUCGAGCUUUUUGUAUACUAGAGCAAGCAGAAUUCACUGCGCUAUUUGGUGAUAUACUAUUCAUAGUUUUGUUGUUUAUAUUUUGGUUCUGUAAACUGUAUUAUCCUGCUAAAUAUGUAAAGUUAGCCAAUCAUGUUCGAUUUGCUGUAAUUAUUGUUUAUUUUAUUUGUUUGUGUAGUUUUAGUUUGCACAUAUAUGCUUGCUUCAAUAGGAAAUAUAUGAGGAUUUCAGAGUUGGUGCUAUGGUUGAUGUACUUAAUAUUUGUUGUAUUUAUGAUUGUUAUGAACGUAGUACAUUUAGUUAAAAGAAGAAAGUUUGUUCAAACAACGACAGUUUCCAACAUACCCUUAAUAUUAUGCAAUGUGUAUUUUUCUUCAAUAAUUUUGUUAAUUUUUACUAUACUUAUAAACAUAACGAUAGACUUAGGUAUAGAAUUUGCAAUUUGCCUUAUGGCCACUUCUAUGUUAUUGAGUAUAGUCACUCCCAUUUACUUCUUCCUUACGUUGUAUAGAUAUGACAAAAAUUAUAACACUUUUUUGGGGUACGUGUUGACCUGUCAGUGCAAUAAAUAUGGAAAGGAUGAAUUUCAAGAAGAACCUGUUGUCUUCAAUGGAACUGUGCAAAUGUCAUAGAAUAAGUUGUAGGUAAUAUGUAUAUAGAUUUAAUAAAUUAAAAAUUCUU